GCCAUCUCUACCAGAACCACAUCUUCUUCCCCCAAUAUUAUCCUUCCCUUCCGAUCAAAAUCUCAGAUUAAACUCAUCUCAGAAAGCUUAUUUCUUACUCAAGAAGUAUAAAUAAACCUAUUCCAAAACCCUAAAAAUGGCUACGAUGGGUCAACUAUGGGCUAACACAGGCUCUGCUCUAGCAACCCUAAUGUUUGUAUACACAAUCUUCAAACAAUGGUUCCCUCACGUUGGAGACCACUUUGAACCAUUCUUUCAAAGACUAUUCAGCCGUUUCUACCCUUACAUCCAAAUAACGUUUCACGAAUACAGCGGAGAGCGUUUCCAGCGAAGCGAGGCCUACUUAGGGAUCCAAAGCUAUCUCAGCAAAGACUCCUCUUCUCGAGCCAAGAAGCUAAAAGCCAACACGACCAAAGGAAGCAAGUCGCUUGUCCUAAGCAUGGAUGAUAAGGAAGAGAUUACAGACGAGUUCGAGAACGUUACGGUCUGGUGGCAGUCCAAGAAAGAAGGUAAUAUUAGGCAAUCGUUCUCUUUUUACCCUGCGGCUGAUGAGAAGAGAUACUACAUGUUGAGGUUCCAUAGACGUGACAGAGAAGUCAUCAUAGAGAGGUAUCUUGAGCAUGUUAUGAAGGAAGGGAAGACGAUAGAGCUGAAGAAUAGAGAGAGGAAGCUUUAUUCGAAUACUCCGGGACAGAACCAUGGGAACCAGACAAAGUGGAGUCAUGUAACGUUUGAGCAUCCAGCGACUUUUGAUACUCUAGCUAUGGAAGAGAAGAAGAAGGAAGAGAUCAAAAGCGAUCUCGUUAAGUUUAGUAAGAGCAAAGAUUAUUACAAGAAGAUUGGUAAGGCUUGGAAGAGAGGGUAUCUCUUGUUUGGACCACCCGGGACUGGUAAAUCAACCAUGAUUGCUGCCAUGGCAAACUUCUUGGAGUAUGAUGUUUAUGAUCUUGAGUUAACAACGGUUAUGGAUAACACACAGCUGAGGAGGUUACUGAUUGAGACUUCUACAAAGUCUAUUAUUGUGAUUGAAGAUAUAGAUUGUUCUCUUAACCUAACGGGACAGAGGAAGAAUAAGAAGGAGGAGGAGGAUGAAGAUGGAGACGACAAGGAAGCAAUAGAGAAGAAGAUGAUGAAGAAUGAAGGUGAUAAGAAAGAGAGCAAAGUUACAUUAUCAGGGCUACUAAAUUUCAUUGAUGGGUUAUGGUCAGCAUGUGGUGGGGAGAGGAUCAUUGUGUUUACUACAAACUUUGUGGACAAGCUGGAUCCUGCUUUGAUUAGGAAAGGAAGAAUGGAUAAACAUAUAGAGAUGUCUUAUUGUGGGUUUGAAGCUUUUAAGGUGUUGGCAAAGAACUAUUUGGAUGUGGUGGAGAGUGAGUUAUUUGAUGAGAUAAAGAGGUUGCUUGAGGUUGAAGAAAUCAAGAUGACGCCGGCUGAUGUUGGGGAGAAUCUGUUGCCUAAGUCAGAAGGGGAAGAGGGAGAGACUUGUUUGAGGCGCUUGAUUGAAGCUUUGAAAGAGGAGAAGGAGGAGGCAAAGAGGAGGGUUGAGGAAGAGGCGAAGCAGAAGAAGGAAGAAGAGGAAGAGAAGAAGAGGAGGAAGGAAAAGAAAGCUGAGAAGGAGGCAAAGGAAGAGGAGGAGAAGAAGAAGAAGAAAAAGAUUGAAGAAAAUGGUGACGCAGAGCAUUGAAUUUGAAGAAAAAUCGAUAUAUGUUGGUUUUAUUUAUCGUUUUGUCUCUUCCAUCACAUGAAUAGCUUUAAAGAACAUCACUAAGAGGCAUAGAAACAAAUCAUUAUGCUACAAACUUGCUGAUUUUCUAUAUCAAUAGAGAGCUAUGAUGAAGUAACAUGAAUUGUAAUAUAUGGUUAAUAUGAUGUAGAACCAUUUAUCUUAUA
Messenger RNA from Brassica oleracea var. oleracea, 1890 nucleotides. RefSeq names its product ATP-dependent zinc metalloprotease FtsH-like. Gene Ontology annotation, molecular function: ATP binding; ATP hydrolysis activity. Bases 137 to 1684 code for a protein of 515 amino acids. The transcript has a single exon. NCBI's taxonomy places the organism in Eukaryota, Viridiplantae, Streptophyta, Magnoliopsida, Brassicales, Brassicaceae. The record is from RefSeq and is a predicted model, not a curated record.